Gossypium raimondii (Peruvian cotton) is the source of this 1473-nucleotide messenger RNA. RefSeq lists its product as uncharacterized. The record is from RefSeq and is a predicted model, not a curated record. The transcript has 3 exons. Lineage: Eukaryota; Viridiplantae; Streptophyta; Magnoliopsida; Malvales; Malvaceae. Bases 1 to 1473 code for a protein of 490 amino acids.
AUGGCGCGUUUCUUGGUGGGACUCAACCGCGACAUAGCCAACGUAGUAGAAUUACAGCAUUAUGUCGAAGUGGUGGACAUGGUGCGAAUGGCUAUCAAGGUGGAGAAACAAUUGAAACGUAAAGGCGCUGUUCGUAGCUAUUCUACCGCGACUCCUUCUAAAUGGAGCCAAGGUGUUGGAAAAAACGUUCUACCGAGCCGAUCCAAAGAAACGACCAUGCCCGCAAAGUUGAACAAGCUCGUGGCUGAACCGAGCAAAGGCAAGGCUGUUGAAGGAUUCUCUAACCAUUUGAGGGACAUAAAAUGUUUUAAAUGCCUUGGAAGAGGGCAUAUUGCAAGCAAAUGGCCGAACCGAAGUACCAUAGUGGUGUGCGCGAACGGAGAUAUUGAAUUCGAAGAAAAACUUGAAGAUGAACCCGAAGCGACUUUCGACGAGGAAGAAGAAAUAGAACAAGUCCCCGAAGGAGAGCUUCUUGUUGUCAAGAGAAGCCUUAGCAUUCAAAGUGUGGAAGACGAGCAACAACGAGAAAACAUUUUCCAUUAUCGUUGCCAAGUUCAAGGAAAAAUUUGUAGUGUCAUCAUUGACGGUGGCAGUUGCUUGAACGUGGCAAGCACUCUCAUGGUGGAGAAAUUAGGCCUACCAACCAACAAGCACCUGAGCCUAUACAAACUCCAAUGGCUCAAUGAUGGUGGUGAGCUUAAAGUUACGAAGCAAGUACUCGUCUCCUUCUCCAUUGGAAAAUACUUUGACGAAGAGAAUGUGUUUAUUACCAACGACUUACCUGGAAACCUGCCUUCUUCGAUUGAGACUCUUUUGCAGGAAUAUCAAGAUGUUUUUCCUGACGAAACUCCGAGUGGGCUACAACCUCUUCAUGGGAUCGAACAUCAGAUUGAUUUCGUUCCCUGCACUGCCAUUCCAAAUAGCCCAGCUUAUAGAACAAACCUUGAAGAAACUAAAGAGUUACAACGUCAAGUUCAAGAGUUGAUGGAAAAGGGCUACAUCCGCGAAAGCCUUAGCCCGUGUGCCAUACCGGUCUUGCUGGUUCCAAAGAAAGAUGGUACAUGGCAAAUGUGUGUCGACUGUCGAGCCGUGAACAAAAUAAUCGUUAAGGACCGGUAUCCGAUGCCUCACCUAGAAGAUAUGCUUGAUGAACUAAAUGGUGCCAAGUUAUUUACAAAAAUUGAUUUAAAGAGUGGUUACCACCAAAUUCGUAUGCGAGAAGACGACGAAUGGAAGACGACCUUCAAAACCAAGCAUGGCUUGUACGAGUGGUUGGUCAUGCCAUUUGGCCUAACCAACGCUCUUAGUACAUUUAUGAGGUUAAUGAAUUACGUGUUAAGAUCCUUCAUUGGUGUUGGUCUAGGGGCCAUGUUGACUCAAGACGGAAGACCUAUUGCGUACUUUAAUGCGAAACUAAAUGGAGCUGCCCUCAAUUACCCCGUUUACGACAAAGAGAUGUAUGCACUAAUCUGA